Messenger RNA from Aspergillus chevalieri, 1164 nucleotides. RefSeq names its product DNA-3-methyladenine glycosylase II (gene alkA). Gene Ontology annotation, biological process: base-excision repair, AP site formation; base-excision repair; DNA alkylation repair. NCBI's taxonomy places the organism in Eukaryota, Fungi, Ascomycota, Eurotiomycetes, Eurotiales, Aspergillaceae. Gene Ontology annotation, molecular function: alkylated DNA binding; DNA-7-methylguanine glycosylase activity; DNA-3-methyladenine glycosylase activity. The record is from RefSeq and is a predicted model, not a curated record. The transcript is spliced from 3 exons. Gene Ontology annotation, cellular component: protein-DNA complex; nucleus. Bases 1 to 1164 code for a protein of 387 amino acids.
AUGAUGGCUGUGAGACGUUCAGUGCGCCUGAGCGCGGCCCCUAGCAGUAACCCGCUGUCAGCAAUCCAACAACCCAAGAUCAACAGAAGCCAACACAGUGGGAUUCGCAAGGCACAAAAGCGAACUGCCAAAGCAAAGAAAUCUCAAAAGGCCGCUGCUGGGCAAGUUCUGUCCGCAGAAGCUCUCCAGGUCGCAGAACCAACAGCGACACCACAAGCAGCAUCAGCAGCUACAACAGCAACAGACCCCAACGAUAACAUCUUUGACCCAUCACUAUCCACUGAUAGCACUCGCAGGAUCCAUGCCAACCCACCCCCUCUCGACCGUCCAGUCGAGCCACACAGAACGAAUGCAACCCUCCUCACGCCUCAUGGGUAUUCGCUGGUGGCCUACCCGCCCGGGACGGAGCAAGCCUCGCCCAGCAAGACGGGCCGGCCCCGUCCCACAGCCACGACAGGCACACUCCUCGAGAAAGCCGUCGCGCAUUUGAUAGCUACCGAUCCGCGCCUAAAGAGAGUCAUCGAGAAGCACCCGUGCCAUCUAUUCUCGCCCGAGGGCCUGGCGGAGGAGGUUGAUCCGUUCCGGAGCUUGGUUAGUAGUAUCAUCGGGCAGCAGGUUUCGGGGGCAGCGGCGAAGUCGAUUCGGGAUAAGUUCGUGGCACUUUUCAAUUCGAAUGAGACGGAUGUCAUUGCGCGAACGAAGCGGUUUCCCACGCCGGAGGAGAUUGUUCAAUAUGAUAUCGUUACGUUGCGGACGGCGGGUCUUUCCCAGCGGAAAGCCGAGUAUAUCCAGGGAUUGGCGCAGAAAUUUGCGGCUGGGGAAUUGAGUGCCGAGAUGCUGUUGAAUGCUAGUGACCAGGAGCUUAUGGAGAAACUGACUGCGGUCCGGGGAUUGGGGUUGUGGUCAGUUGAGAUGUUUGCUUGCUUCGCUUUAAAGCGCAUUGAUGUCUUUUCUACGGGUGAUUUGGGUGUUCAGAGAGGUUGCGCGGCAUUCAUGGGCCGAGACAUUAACAAGCUCAAGGCAAAAGGCGGCAGCGGUAAGUUCAAGUACAUGCCUGAGAAAGAGAUGCUGGAGCUGGCUGCCAAGUUUUCCCCAUAUAGGAGCCUUUUUAUGUGGUAUAUGUGGCGAGUGGAAGGCGUGGAUGUCGCCGUGUUGAAUGCUUGA